This is a messenger RNA of Parascedosporium putredinis, 1821 nucleotides long. The record is from the annotation of a GenBank genome assembly. Lineage: Eukaryota; Fungi; Ascomycota; Sordariomycetes; Microascales; Microascaceae.
AUGGCCGACGUCGAGGAGCCCCAGUUCAACACCCUCGCUGAGCGCAUCGCCGCUUUAAACAGGCAAAAGAACUUCUCCACGGCAGACGCUCCCAAGAAACGGGCCCCGCCUCCUCCUCCCCAGGCCGCGUCGACGCCCGCCCAGCCUCCCAUCGCCGUGCAGUCACCCCCGCUGCCGUCUCGAAACUCGUACUUCCAGCAGCAGCACCAACAGCCCUCGCCCGCUCCUCGCCCGCGCUGCCCCUCGCCGACCGACCCUGCAGCCGGAUGUGCGGCGGAACUCGACCUCGUCCGACAUCUCCUACAUCUCCACCGUCUCCAACCUCUCCAUCGGGGUAGAAAUAACUCGUCCAGCGCGAGCUUCGUUUCCACCGACGGCCAGCCCACGCGGAAGCUACCGCCCGCUUACAAUCCCGCGACCCUGCCGCCCCUGCCACCAAGUCGUCGAGAGUCGGAGGCGAAGGAGGCUGCUGCAAAACAAAAUGCAGUGAAAUCAAAGUACUCGCCAAGUGCCCGGGCCGUCGAACCACCUCCGCCGCCUUCCCAACCCCCUCGUCUGCCCUCUCGACCGGCGAGGUCUCCCGGCCUCACCCCCACCGACACGAAGUCAUCAACGCCUCGCCGCCUUCCGCCUGCGCCCUCCGCCUACGUCAAGCCUCCGCCCGUCUUGCCCUCCCGGCCCAAGAGCCACGAGAAUGGCGCCUCUCCUCCGCUGCCUUCCUCCAAUAGAAAUACGCGGGACGCGCCGCCUCCCGUGCCCGUGGCGUCUCGGCCGUCCGUCUCCCAGAUCGAAGACGCCGUUGCCAAGGCCACCGCAAACUGCCUUCUGUGCCGCGACUUUUCCGGCCCCGAUGCCGUGGGUGCCCAGUUUCCUCGCCACGGGGCACGCGCCAUCUUCACCUGGGCACACCACAACGUCGUCUACGACUACGAAAUGUUUUCCAGCGGCAACAUCCGCCACGUCUCACCCGAAGAGGCCAUCGCCAAGAGAGCCGGCAUGGAGUGCGUCAUGGUGACGGGCCACGGCAAGGGCGCCGGCUAUACCCCGCUCAAGAAGGGCGAGCGGUGCCCACCCAAGAAGCCCGACGGCCACGCCUGGAACGCCGUGCGCAUCGACGGCGGCGAGUGGAAGCUCCUCGACGCCUGCUGGGGCGCGGGCCACCUCGACCGCUCGACCAACACGUACAAGCAAAAGUUCUCGCCCAUUGAGUUUUGCGCGAGCAACGAAGUCUUUGGCCGCCGCCACUUCCCGCGAGACCCCAACCAGUUUUUCCGCGCCGACGGCCAGAUCCCCACCUGGGAGGAGUACUUCACCGGGGGCUCUCGGACGAGCCCCGGCCAAGUCGUGCGCUUCCAGUUCUCCAACAUUUGCGAGCACUGGGCCAAGAUACACCGCGGCGAGCCGCGCAAGCCCUUCCUCCUCACCAUCCACGGCCUCGACGGGCGCCAGGACAGCACCAUUCCCUUUGAGACUGACGGCUACUGGUGGUGGCUCGACGUCAACGCUCGCGACCUCGGCGCCCCGGGCAAAAGGUCUCGCUUCUGGUGCUUGAGACGUUUGAUGGGAGGGACGCCGCGGGCCGAACCGGGUAUUGACCUCGACCAACGCAAACCUCAAUUCCUCCCUCUACGACCAAAUUCGAUACCGACGCACUCUCUCCGAACCCCCGCGCCGCGCCGCGCCACCAAGAUGCAGACCCUCCCACCGACCCUGACGCGCAACGAGACGCUCACCCUCCUCACCCUGUCCGGAGCGUGUCUCGCCAUCCUCGCCAACACCUUUAACGGCGAUGGCGAACCCUCAUCGCCUCGCUGGCUCUGA